Molecule: messenger RNA, 1629 nt
Organism: Somion occarium
Lineage: Eukaryota; Fungi; Basidiomycota; Agaricomycetes; Polyporales; Cerrenaceae
Source: the annotation of a GenBank genome assembly
ACCCGUAGACGGAGCAGAGAGGACCUUGGACGUGUAGAGAGAAGAGAGAUCUGACGGCGUUAAAUGCCGGCCGUCCACCCGCUUCUCAUUCGCAAACCGCUUCCAGAUCGUGUCUUGAGUUCUAGCGUUAAGACGUGAAGUCUGAAGCUUGAAGCUUGAACUUGAACAGCAGAGAAGUGCUUAAGUACACCAUCGAGAAUAUCUCAUCGUACAGAUGUACACAGCAAAUAUACCAGGCAUGGCUCCCCGUACUCACAUUUCGAUACGCAAGAUCCCCAAAGAUGUGAUCCAGUACGAAAACAUGCACGUCUACAUGUCGAUCAAGACAGCCACGACAUUUGAUCAUAGACAGCAGCCGAACUUUGGAGAGUACAUGAUAGAGUGCUCCAAGUAUUUGACCGAGAGCAAAUCCGAAGAUAUUUUGGCUCCAGCUCGCGAGGGAGACACCGCGCUUCGACUUGAGCUUGCCAUUAGGUACCUGAGCGCAUGUGGAACAAGACGCAAGAGUGCCGACGGCGCUCUAUUCUUUCUGGAUAUGAUUACAGAUCCCAAAAACUUGGAGUACCUAGCUGGUGUAAGCAGGGAUAUCAUGGCCAAGGCUCUAUCAUGCACAGCGUUCGCAUACUAUGACAAGUACCUAUUUCUUCCCGAAGCUGCCGAAACCAUCGAAGCGGAUGAAGUCCAGUUCAACCGACCAAAGGCACCAGGAGACCCUAUCCUUGGCAAUCUUUACCUAGCCGCACGAUACGCUGAUGCUAGUGCACGCCGUGGAUUCGUUUCCCCUGCUGUACUCGACAUUGGCUUCCUCGUCCAGGGACUCAGUGAUCAAGUCAGGAUAAACCUCACUCAAGCACCUCGCUUCCGUGUAUUUCAGAAUCUCUGGCGUGUUUGCAAUGACAGGCAAGCUGAAAUCCUUGAAGAAGAACGCCAGAGGCGACGCAAAGCCGCGAAGGCCCCGAACGCAUAUAUCUGUGCGGCUGAAGGAUGUGGGAUUACCGGCGAGAAGAAAGCGGUCUUGAGGGCUUGCGCGGGCAAAUGUCCUCCUGAUUUGAAACCACAUUACUGUAGUAAAGCUUGCCAAACGAAGGAUUGGCCACGUCAUAAACCAAUAUGCAAGCCCGGAGCCAAACCCUCCAAGUCUACUGCCUUAGUCCUUUCCGAUAUGAACAAACUCAGGCUCGACGAGCCAGGUGCUCUUCUCACUUUGGAAGACGAAGAUCUGGAUCCCAGAGAAGGUCCCGGAUGCAGCAUCGACAUCCCCGCUCCCAAUCUACCCGGCGGGAAAAUGCACAUAAUCUCGCAGAACUUGAGCCCGGAGUUUUUGAAGCAGUUCAGGAACGCGACUCAUGAUAUCGUUUCCACCCGUGCCGCUGAUGGAAGUGGAAGCCGGUGAGAAGAGUUCGACUCCUUGGUAGCCAGUGCCUUGGUACGAUGGUGUAAUAACACCGUCGUUACGUCGACCUUCUGGCAAGGCCGUUGUCUAGGAACCUUGGCUAUUAUAUUAUUUGUCCCGCCUCGAUUUUCAUACCUGCUUCAUUGAUAAUUUCCCUUUGUCGUGUGUAUACCAAUAUGUACGCCUAAUUCAUCCAAGAGUUUGAAGCAAGCGAUAAUGAUUACAACAAUAUACAU